AUGGUGCAGGUAGAGGUGAUCGUGGGCGCGUGCGCAGCCGUCGUCGGCAUCGUGUCUUUCCUCGUCAUAUCUAUCCCCACACCCCGCGUCUCUUGCGACAUCGCAUGCUCGUGUGGUCAUAUCCAGGGCAAAGUCUUGGCUGCGUCGACCUUGCACUGUAUCUGCUACUGCGAUGACUGCCAGGAGUCCAAGCUGCACGACAAGUUUCCGAACGCUCCGUCCCACGUGAAUGAGAACGGAGGCACCCACGUCAUUCUACUGUUCCCGUCGGACGUUCGUAUCACGGCCGGUCAGGACAAGCUGGUCCAGGCCAAGUUGAAGGAACACACGACAACCUGCCGCGUGUACGCGUCAUGCUGCGGCACUCCCAUAUUCAACGCCACGACGAAAAACCUUCCAUCCACCUCGCAGCGAUCCCUGACAAGUCUGUCGGAACUGCACAAUUCCACGUUUGGACAAAGUUGCGGCGCCACGACCUUGCCGCCGACCCUCAACCUCAAGAUUCUGUUCCGCCUCCUCCUCAAUCGAACCAAGAAGCUUCCGCACCCCGUGGACGUCCGUCAGCCAGCGGCAGUGUUGUAA
Molecule: messenger RNA, 582 nt
Organism: Aphanomyces astaci
Lineage: Eukaryota; Oomycota; Saprolegniomycetes; Saprolegniales; Verrucalvaceae
Exons: 2
Coding region: 1-582 (193 amino acids)
Source: RefSeq, a predicted model, not a curated record